Dracunculus medinensis (Guinea worm) is the source of this 480-nucleotide messenger RNA. Lineage: Eukaryota; Metazoa; Nematoda; Chromadorea; Rhabditida; Dracunculidae. The record is from the annotation of a GenBank genome assembly.
AUGUCGGAAAGUGAUGAGUCAAUUGAUUCACAUGAUCUCUCACCGCGCAUGAUUGCAUUAAAUAUAAAAUAUAAUAAUUUUACCAUAAAAUUUUUUAGAAUUAAUGGUCUACGAAAGCGGCGGAAUUUUUUCUCUUCAUUCAUAAGUGCAUUUAAAAAGCCGUCAGACCCAUCAAAAUUGUCAACGAAUGCGAAUUUUACUCAGUUUAAUUUGACUUCAACUUCUCUACAGUUAUCAGUUGAUAUUCAAACUGAACGACGUAAAAAAAGAAAAGGAAACGCAAAUCGUUUGGAUACGUUCAAAUGUUAUAUACGACGAUUUCCAACGAGUAUUAAUCCGGAUUCUGCUGAAUUUGAGAUCAUGGAGCCUGCUAGUGGAAAUUGUUUCAUCUUAUUAACAUUGAUGAAAACGGAUAAUCUAGCUGUAAAUUGGAAAGAAUUUCAGGAUAGUAAUGGCACUAUUGAUGCUUCAACAUUGUAG